GUCUGCGCAUUGCUCGUUGCUAUGACCAACCUCGUUUUGGUAUUGUUAUGGUGGACACCAAAUCAAAACUUGACGAUCGGAGAGAUUUUCUGUGACUUUUACGUCUUUUUAGGACAAAAAGAGGUUUUGACACACAGACAUGUCUACGGCGUCAAGACAGUCGUCGGCGGCAUCGCCGGUCUCGGCAAAUUCCAAGUCACGGGCAGGGACGGCCUCACGACAGUCCGGACGUGUCACCUUCCCACAAUCCCCGGGGUCCGGCGCAGGAUCUCCCAUGUCAGAAGGCACACAGCUGGCCCCCGAUCACAACCCCUUCACCAUGCCUGUAGAGAAUGACAUCUUCAUUCUCAGGGACAAGGAGAGACAGAAGAAGAAAGCGGAGAGGGUAAAACAGAGGAAUCUCCGUGUUCAUGAGAAGACGACAUACGCCACGCGGGUGAACGCCAAGACGGCGUCGAUGCGGAAGGCGGUGAUUGAGUCAUCGGAGUCGGAGGAUGAGCGGGAGGAUGAGGACAAGGCCGUGGCUGUGAAGGAGGAUCCCAGCUGGACCAUCGCUGUCACCAGGGACAGACAUGUGGAGAAGGAAGACUUAGCCGAGUACAUCAACAAGAAGAGAGAAAUGUUCCUCGUACAGUACUCCCUGGGCGUGAAGCGAGACGAGAUGCGGAAGCUUGAGGAGAUCGCGGCGGCGGAGGAAAGGAAACUGGAGCUGGCGGAGCAGUACCUGGAGGAGGACGCCGCCAUGUUUGACGAGUUUCUCAAGGAGAACGACAAGAACUCUGUGGAAGCCAUCAAGAUAGCGGAGUCUGAGACUAAGGCAAAGUUGGAGAAGGUGUCAGAGAUCAAGAGGAUCAACGGACAAAUGAUGGCCAUUAAGAGUGAAAUUUCAAAGAUGGAGGACACCCUGAAGGAAUACCAACUCUACAAGAAGUUCCUGGACAGCGUGACUCCUCAGGAGUACAAAGACAAGAAGGAGGCAGAACUUGAAGAGAAAAGGAAACAACUGAAGAAGGCGUCGGCAGCAAAGAAAAGAGCAACUGUGGUUUUGCUUGAACCACAUGAGGAAGAAGCGAUUUCCAGUACACCCAAUCUGCUUAGUCCUCCCGGAGCCAGUUCCAAUGCUGCCACCACACCAGCGAGUGACACCAGCGGCCGGGGUGCGAGCCGACAGUUACAGAGUCGGGAGUCUACAAGAAGAGAUCGCAGCGGGACGCCACUUAAAGGCUCAUCCACGGGGAGAAGGCCUGGUGGUACCCCUGCCAGUGGUGCCGGCCCUCAGGACCAGCCAGAGUCAGAUGAGGAGGAGGAUAGUGAGGAGGAACCAGACCUGUUCUUCACAGACCCCCAGCAACUGCUGGACCUGUUCCAGGAGUUGGAGGAACAGAACCUGUCUCUCAUCCAGAACAGCCAGGAGACGGAGGAGGCUCUGGAGGAGAUGAGACAGACAUUCAUCCAGACGGAGGGCAAAAUGAACCGUGAGACAGAGAUCCUGAAACAGCAGAUCACCAUGCUGAAGGACACCAUCACCAGGGAGGAGGAGAAGGCGGCAGAUCUGGAGAUGAAGUCCAAGAUGUUCUCAUAUGGUGAAUUCAAAGCUGAGGACCAGGAGAAAAUGUUGCAGUCACUCAACAAGAAGGUAGAAGAAGUGUACAGGGCAUGUAUAGGAGACAAUGAGGCCAACAUCAGUACCCUACAGAUGCUGACUAACAUUGAGAACCGGCUGGAGGAACUGUUUGAGAUCAUCGAGAUGAUGCCUCCUGAGAGAGUGGAGGCAGCAGAGAGGGCUAAAGAGAAGGAGCGUCGUCUGCGUCUGCGUGAGGAGAAACUGGAGCAGCAGAGACUUCACCAGGAGGAGAGGGUCCGGCGCGCGCUGGAGAGGGCACAGGCUGACCCCAAGAAAAAGGGUGGCAGGAAGUUGGUGUUCAGAUCAGAGCCCCCUAGGAGGAAAGCUAAGAAGGACAAGGCCCAGGAGAAGGCCACACGGGAAGAGGAGGAGCUGGCGUACUUCUUCACAUAAACACAGCACAAAUCAUCACAAACUCUAUGUUUGUUGACUAUUAUGUAUUGUCAGAAAUCAAUUGGAGGAAUCCAACAGGUCUUGGAGAGUUUGAAAGCCUUAUCUCCAAGCAAAUGUAUCUGUAAGAAUUUUACAUGGCUCAGUGUUUUCCGUGACUGUGUUCUUGCGAUAUUACAGAAAUACAUUCUAAAUGAAGCAAAAGCAAACACAGAGGUGUCAUCUAAAGGGUUGGACUGCACAUUGAUAUCCAAGGUACCAAAAGAUGUUGUAUGUAUAUUUUUUAGAUCAAAAUGGUUUCUUCUUUUUCUGAUGUACAAAGUUUAAGUGCCUUGUUCACUUUUUAAUGCAUGAGUGAAUGUAGAAUUCUCAUAGAAAUAUUAUGAACUCACAUAUAUUUUACAUCAUACAUGGGCAAAUGGAUAUCUUAGGUUUUGUAAAAUGAUAUGAGGUACCAGGCCCUAUGGCAUAUUUUGUCUUUUUUUUUUGUUGGCUGUAUAAAUUGUCCUUCUGACUUAUAAUGUUUGUCAUUUUAAACCUAACAUUUUAGGCUGGUGACACAUUUGUAUACAGAGGUUGUAUAUUUCUUGACUAUCAUAUGACAAAAUAUCCGCUCUGGAAAUUAAUAGGCAAAUGUUUAUAUAAUUGUUGUCAUUUUUCAUUAUAGUCCAGUGGUCUUAGCCAUUGCAAAUGACCAAUUUCCAAGUGUUAACAUUGUACACACAAUAAAUGGCUUUUCUGGUUACUGAAC
Branchiostoma belcheri (Belcher's lancelet) is the source of this 2765-nucleotide messenger RNA. Its product is annotated as cilia- and flagella-associated protein 100-like. The record is from RefSeq and is a predicted model, not a curated record. NCBI's taxonomy places the organism in Eukaryota, Metazoa, Chordata, Leptocardii, Amphioxiformes, Branchiostomatidae. The coding region runs from base 140 to 2017 and encodes 625 amino acids. The transcript is spliced from 20 exons.